Molecule: messenger RNA, 828 nt
Organism: Alosa sapidissima (American shad)
Lineage: Eukaryota; Metazoa; Chordata; Actinopteri; Clupeiformes; Clupeidae
Product: vicilin-like seed storage protein At2g18540
Exons: 2
Coding region: 1-828 (275 amino acids)
Source: RefSeq, a predicted model, not a curated record
AUGGCCACCCUGAGUGAGCCAGAGAAAGAGGGAGAUGAAAAUCUCCAGGAGGAGAGUGAGGAAGUGAGAAAGGAAGAGAUGAAGAGAGAGAUGGCAGUCAAGCAGGAGAAAGAGAGAGAGGAGUUGAGACAGAAAGAGAGAGAGGAGUUGAGGAGGGCUGCCGAGAAUAUCACCUGGACGUCCAGUGAUGAGAAGGAGUACGACAACAGCGAAAGCGACACUGACUCGGAUGAUGUCUGGAUGGACGAGGAGGAGAAGGAGGUCAUUCUAGCAGCCAGGAAGAAACAGAGGGAGGAGAGAGAAAAGAUGCAGGCUGAACUGAACAAAGAGGAGGAUGGAAAGAGAGGAGUGGCAACACUGAGUGAAGAAAUGGAGAAAGAUGAAGCUGAAAAACUCCAGGAAGAGAGCAAUGGAGUAAGAAAGGAAGAGAUGGAGGUAGAGAUGGCAACCAAGCAGGAGAGAGAGAAGAUGCAGGCUCACCUGGACAAAGACGAGAACGAAGGAAAGAGAAAUGUGGUGGAAGUGGUGAAGCUGGGGGGGGCAUCUGAGAUGUGGGUCUGGAUGUCCAGUGAUGAGGAGGAUGGCGACAGCGAAAGUGAGAUGGCCUUUGACCAUCUCUCGACUAAACUGUCAGCCAACAAUAAAGAGGAGGAGGUGGAUGAAGAGAGAAAGAAAGAUGAGGAAAUGGAGAGACUGAGAGAAGAGGUAAAAAGGAAAGAGAUGGAGGUGAAGAAAGAGGAGAGAAAGAAUAGAGAAACUGAAGAGAUGAUGAGAGAGCAGGAGAAAAAGAAGAAACAGAUUCAGGAGAAAAAAGAAGAGAGAGAUUGA